AAUAGCAACGGGAAGCAGCGGUCGGCAAAAUAGACAUGGCGUCGAGCUCGUGGAAGGUUGCGCUGUUCGUUUUGGUAUGUUCUCUACAUAUCUGUUGUGGAGCUGAUCCCCAGCCCGAGCAGAUUCAUAUUUCAGCUACAGAUGUGUUGUCACUUGCAAGAGAACCCACAGAGAUGAUGGUCACAUGGGUGACAUUAGCAUAUACAAACUACACUAUUGUGGAAUACAACAAAGCUGGUUUUCCUCUGACAUUACGAGCGUCUGGUGGUGUUACUAAAUUUACUGACGGCGGAUCAGAACAUCGGGUGUUGUAUAUCCACAGGGUGAAACUGACAGGACUGGUUCCUGGUCAAAGAUAUGGUAUGUAAAUGUACUCAUUGAGUUGUUCAUCUGUACAUCUCUAAAAUCUGUGACUCAAGUCGGAAUAAAAUAAAUUUAGAAUUUGUGAACUUCAAGGAAGUCUUACGAGGACAUAGCAAUCACAUAAAUAUGUCAGCACUGACUAGACUCUCACAUGGCUCACUGCUCAUUGUUAUAAACUCUCUGGUUUUAUCCCAAGCAGGCUUUUUUUUUUUUAAAUAAAUGCACGCUCCUCUUGCAAGCCGGCUUCUUGCUUUAUUGUAGAUGUGAUGGUCUGCAAUCUUUUAAAAAAAUAUGUAAAGGACUGGCGAUGAAGGUUUCAUUAAGGUUUUCAAGAGGAAGGCAAAUUGUUUUCACAGGCAGGUACAACUGUUUGAAUUGAAGAUUUCAAUGCAAGAAAUAAGAAUUCCCAAAGAUGUCAUAUCAGAUGGCAAAGUCAUUCUCACAGCUGGUCAGGUUUCCUAGUGCCCAGCCCUUAAUGACAUCUCUGACUGUGUCUUGAUAUACAAAUUACCUUCAAAUUGUUAGAGACCUUGAAUCAAUAGUUCGCCAGAGUAGGAAAUCAUCAAAUGAAAGAGUUAGCAAUAGUUCAGAAAAGAAUGGUGAAGGAUAGGGAAAGAUUAGGAGUGGCAUAGCUCUCUGCAAGAAAUGCCACCUUUCUAGUAACUGCUUCCACUGCUUCCACUGUUGUCAGAGUUUCAUUUUGUUAUAGGCACCUCUAUUCUAAUAUGCACUCCUUCCAAUAAUUCCCCCCUGCCCCUGUUAACUUUGUCCCAUUGAAGACAUUGACAUGAAGUGUAAAUACUGUCUAAUAAUUAUCUACAAGACAGGGUUAACCCUGCGAUGGACUUGCUAACCAACCGAGGGAAGUAGAAAUAAUCUACUCCCCUAAUGCUACAAAACCAGGAUAAGCGUCACCUCUAUGGACCGUUUAGCUUGAUGCAGAAUUCUUAAAUAAUAUAUCAGACUCAAGAUUGUUUUUCAUUCAAUUUCCUAACACAUUGUUCCUAAGACACACAUGAGUCUUUCAGCCAAU
Molecule: messenger RNA, 1396 nt
Organism: Orbicella faveolata
Lineage: Eukaryota; Metazoa; Cnidaria; Anthozoa; Scleractinia; Merulinidae
Product: acid phosphatase type 7-like
Molecular function (GO): acid phosphatase activity; protein binding; metal ion binding
Source: RefSeq, a predicted model, not a curated record